AUGGCAGACCAAAUCCUCGCUGCUUCCAACAAACACCCAAAGCCUGUCGAUCGUGUUUUCCAGUAUGGCACUGCGGGGUUUCGAAUGAAGGCUACCCUCCUCGACAGCGUUGUCUUUCGCGUUGGAUUAGUCGCAGCCCUACGUUCCCGCAAACUUGGAGGCCAGACAAUUGGUGUUAUGAUCACUGCAUCGCACAAUCCUCCUGAAGACAAUGGCGUGAAGCUUGUGGAUCCAAUGGGAGAAAUGCUGGAGAAUGCGUGGGAGGCAUAUUCGACCGAGCUUGCGAACGCCAAAGAUGAAGAUGUGCCAAAGGUUUAUCAGAGCUUGGAGGAGAAGCUGAAGAUCAAUCCAGAGACGCCUGCUAGAGUCAUUUAUGCAAGGGAUACUCGUCCAUCUGGUCCCAAGCUGGUUCAGGCUCUGGUUGAUGCGCUGGAGGCUGCUGGAGCUGAGUACACGGAUUACAAGCUAUUGACUACACCACAAUUGCACUACCUUACACGAUGCACAAACACUGAGGGCACACCACAAAGUUAUGGAGAUGUUAGUGAGAAGGGAUACUAUGAGAAGCUCAGUGAGGCAUUUGUGCGAGCCAUGAAAGGAAAGAAGGCCAGCGGAGCAGUCACUGUUGAUUGUGCCAAUGGUGUUGGUGGACCAAAACUGGCAGAGCUUCUGAAGUUCUUACCCAAGGCCUCCGCAGGUGGUGUGGAUAUCAAGAUCAUUAAUGAUGAUGUCCUCAAGGCGGAGGUUUUGAACCAUGAGUGUGGCGCAGACUACGUUAAGACAAAGCAACGAGCACCACCAUCUUCGAAAGCUGGCAACAACGACCGUUGCUGUUCACUGGACGGUGACGCUGAUCGUAUCAUUUACUACUUCAACGAUCCUGAACACGGCUUCCGUCUUCUUGAUGGCGACAAGAUUGCGACUUUAGCAGCAUCAUUCAUUGGCGAUCUUGCCCGCGAAGCACGUCUCAUCAACGGACUGAAAAUUGGUGUCGUCCAGACUGCAUAUGCCAAUGGGGCAUCAACAAAAUACGUCGAGAAGCAAUUGGGCCUCCCUGUUGUAUGCACACCAACUGGAGUGAAGUGGUUGCAUCAUGCGGCAACAAAAUUUGAUGUCGGUGUCUACUUCGAGGCCAAUGGCCAUGGAACAGUGGUCUUUUCACAACAGGCACUGAAGGCAUUCCACACCAAGGAGCCUGAAUCACCUGCUCAAGCUGCAGCAUUGGAGACCCUGCGCGCAUUAAGCGACCUCAUUAACCAGACUGUUGGUGAUGCGCUGUCCGAUAUGCUUCUCGUCGAGAUAAUCCUUGCCCACAAAUCCUGGUCUCCAAGAGAAUGGGAUCUUACCUACGUCGACCUGCCAAACAGACUGGUCAGAGUUGAAGUUGGAGAUAGAAAUCUCUUCAAGACCACUGACGCAGAGAGAAAAUUGGUCGAGCCACAAGGCAUUCAGGACCAGAUCGACACGCUCGUCAAGAAAUAUAAGGACGGAAGAUCGUUUGCCAGAGCUUCAGGUACCGAAGAUGCCGUCAGAGUAUAUGCCGAAGCCGCAACAAGAAGUGAAGCAGACGAUCUUGCAAGCAAGGUGUCUAGCAUUGUUAAAUUAGAGGGUGGUAGCAAGCAAUAG
This is a messenger RNA of Mollisia scopiformis, 1626 nucleotides long. Its product is annotated as Phosphoacetylglucosamine mutase. Gene Ontology annotation, molecular function: phosphoacetylglucosamine mutase activity; magnesium ion binding. The transcript is spliced from 2 exons. Gene Ontology annotation, biological process: carbohydrate metabolic process; UDP-N-acetylglucosamine biosynthetic process. The record is from RefSeq and is a predicted model, not a curated record. NCBI's taxonomy places the organism in Eukaryota, Fungi, Ascomycota, Leotiomycetes, Helotiales, Mollisiaceae. Bases 1 to 1626 code for a protein of 541 amino acids.